AUGUGUCACGUGUUAUUUGAGCAUCUUUGAUCACAUUGAGCGUCGUUUAGUUGUUGAGCAGAGAUGGCGGGAACUGAGUAUGACAAAGAGUCAGUCAAGGACCAUUGUCCUGCAUUUAAGGAGGGCUGCCCUUAUUCCAAGCUAACUCAGGAUCCUUUUAUGGAUGAACUGAAUAAGUGUCCUGAGUUCCAAAAGGGUUGCCCAUUCAAAGGUGCACAUAAUGUCAAGGGGGUUCUUGAUGAGCUUUCCAAGAUGCCGGAAUCAAAGCACCAUACAGGUGCAGCUCACGAGCAGUUACUAAACAUGCUUAAGGCUGUUCAUUCUGAGUCUAAAAGCUUGGAAGAGAAAGUUGGAGAGUGUCCUGUGUUCAAGACAAAUGAAGGAUGUCCUUUUAAAGAUGCCAGCAAGGAAGGAAAGCCUUUGAUAGAGCCACCCACUGCUGUUCUUGAGAGUCUGACAGCAUCGGAUGUCAGUGAGCUUAAGGAGAAGUGUCCUGCAUUUAAAGAAGGAUGCCCAUUUGCCAAGAAGGAUAAUGAAGCCCUUCUGGAAGAAAUCAAGAAAUGCCCUGAGUUUAAGGAUGGAUGUGCUUUCAAGGAUGCCAAAACAAUAGAAGAAAUCUACAGUAAGUUGUCGCAUAUGCCGAGCAGUGACAAAGAUGGCCACCAUAAAGAAGCUCUUGUGAAGACCAUGAAGGUUAUUCACAGUGUUGGCCAUGAGAAAGCUGAUGAGUGUCCAGUGAUUCAGAAAGAAGGCUGUCCUUUCAAGUCUGUUGAGAGUGAAGGGAAGCCACUUGUGGAGCCUGCUGAAGCUGUGCUACCAGCUGGAGUAAAAAGGAAGUGUCCAGCUACUGAUACUGGAUGUCCUAUCUCUAAAGUAGGCAAAGAAGAUCCAGGAAAAUAAAUGCAGGGUAAACCAGUAAACAUGAGAAGUGAAGAAACUAAUUCAUACAGGAACAAUUACUCAGUUAACUGUUCAUUUUCAUAAGGUGAAAGAGAACCUAGUGUUUUGUAAUGACACAAGUAAGCUUCUAGAAACUAUAAUACUUAAAUGUGUUACUGUAACAAAAUGAGUUAAAGUAAAAAAUAAAAGUCAUUUUACUCUUCUUUGGAUGUAAA
Orbicella faveolata is the source of this 1115-nucleotide messenger RNA. RefSeq lists its product as uncharacterized. The record is from RefSeq and is a predicted model, not a curated record. NCBI's taxonomy places the organism in Eukaryota, Metazoa, Cnidaria, Anthozoa, Scleractinia, Merulinidae.